CUCUAUAAACUCCAUUAAAAGCAUCCAUUCAUUCAUUCAUUUGUGUGUGUGUGUGUCUGUCUGUGUGUCUCUCUCGCUCAGCAGGCUUGGCCACCAAUUCAGCUGAAGCCACUCCCUUUCAGGGUUUCUUCUGGGUUUGUUGAAGAACAUUGUAUAUAUAAACAACCCUACCUCUUCUCCCUUCUUCCACUCCCUCUCAGAUCUGAUCUGACCAACCAACCAGCAACCACCUCAGAUCAUCUGUUUGUUAAGGUUCUUUGCCUACCAUUGCAGAAACAAGACAAGCUAGGGUUCUAUUCAACUCUACCUACUGGGAGUAUCGUCAUACAAGGAUGAACACGUUCUUGCAUGUUCCUCCUGGUUUUCGAUUCCACCCGACCGACGAAGAACUUGUGGAUUACUACCUUAGGAAGAAGAUUUGUUCAAGACGGAUCGACUUGGAUGUCAUUAAGGACGUAGACCUUUACAAAAUUGAACCAUGGGAUCUCAAAGAGAUAUGUAGUUUGGGGACAGAGGACCAAAAUGAAUGGUACUUUUUCAGUCACAAGGACAAGAAAUAUCCGACAGGAACUCGAACAAAUAGAGCAACUGCAGCUGGAUUUUGGAAAGCUACUGGCAGAGAUAAGGCUAUCUAUUCUAAACAUGACUUGGUUGGCAUGAGAAAGACCUUGGUCUUUUACAAAGGUCGAGCUCCUAAUGGCCAAAAGUCCGAUUGGAUCAUGCAUGAGUACCGGCUCGAGACAGAUGAAAAUGGCACUCCACAAGAAGAAGGAUGGGUGGUAUGUAGGGUGUUUAAGAAGAGAAUAGCGACAGUAAGGAGAAUGAACGAGCACGAAUCACCAUGUUGGUACGACGAACCGGUGUCGUUCAUGCCCGACCUAGACUCUCCAAAUCAAAGCUCACACACCCAUUUCCCACACCAUCUUUCCAACUUCCCAUGCAAGAAGGAGGAGGAUUUCCCUUACCAAUUAGGUCAAACCCAAACCCAAACCCAUUUCCUUCACUUACCCACUUUGGAGAGCCAAAAGUUGGCCAACACCUUUGCCCUAGACAUCAACUUACAAGCCUCCAACUUCCAACCAACUGCAGCAAAACAGCAAAACAUCCAACACCAACAACAGCAGCUUUCCGACCAAAACUUGUUGUUUUUGUUUGAGGACGACAGCAACAACAACAAUGAACAGACAAUGAAUCAGCUCACAGAUUGGCGUGUGUUUGAUAAAUAUGUUGCUUCUCAGCUCAGCCAAGAGAAUGCUUCAAAGCAACAACCUAUGGUUCCAGAAAAUGCUCCUCCGACAUCCUCUUCGAGUUGUCAGAUUGAGCUGUGGAAGUGAAAUGGUCUUCUUCAUAUUAUAUAAUAAUUAACAGAAUGUUGUUAGAGUUCAAAAGGGUCGAACUUGAAGUCAUUUUUAUCA
Messenger RNA from Cucurbita maxima (winter squash), 1415 nucleotides. RefSeq names its product NAC domain-containing protein 7-like. Gene Ontology annotation, molecular function: DNA binding. Gene Ontology annotation, biological process: regulation of DNA-templated transcription. Lineage: Eukaryota; Viridiplantae; Streptophyta; Magnoliopsida; Cucurbitales; Cucurbitaceae. The record is from RefSeq and is a predicted model, not a curated record. Bases 333 to 1334 code for a protein of 333 amino acids. The transcript has 4 exons.